AUGAAUCUUAUUAGUGGAAUAAGUAGUUUACUUGCUAUUGGUAUAUUAACACCAGUACAAAGUAUACUAUGUUUAAUAAUUUUAUUUGUAAGUACUGCUAUAUGUUUAUAUAGUCAAGGUUUUGUAUUAAUGGGGAUAUUAUAUGUUCUUAUAUAUGUAGGAGCUAUAGCUAUAUUAUUCUUAUUUAUAUUAUCAUUAUUAAAAAUAGAAUAUACACCUCAAGGAACUAUUACACCUUUAAUAGUUACUUUAUUAGCAAUAUGUUUAAUACCUUUAGAUAUUACAUACGAAACAUAUGGAAUAGUAACACAAAUAGAAAAUGUUACAGAUGAAUUAGUUAUAGUUGGUAAUCAAUUAUAUACUGAAUAUGCAAUAUUAUUAAUAUUAACAGGUAUAAUAUUAAUAUUAUCAGUUAUAGGGGCAAUAAGUAUUACUAAAUAA
Debaryomyces hansenii CBS767 is the source of this 441-nucleotide messenger RNA. Lineage: Eukaryota; Fungi; Ascomycota; Pichiomycetes; Serinales; Debaryomycetaceae. The record is from the annotation of a RefSeq genome assembly.